Parastagonospora nodorum SN15 is the source of this 201-nucleotide messenger RNA. RefSeq lists its product as hypothetical. The coding region runs from base 1 to 201 and encodes 66 amino acids. The transcript has 3 exons. Lineage: Eukaryota; Fungi; Ascomycota; Dothideomycetes; Pleosporales; Phaeosphaeriaceae. The record is from RefSeq and is a predicted model, not a curated record.
AUGUGUUCGAAGGCCAUGGCGUUACACGCGGAGGGAGAAACACGAGUGUUUGGGGAUGAGUUCGGUGUUGUCCAGAGCCUCUGGCACAUCAUCGAGAAGCCAGAGCUCAUUAAAUCCAAACACGUUACCAAGAUAUGGAAUCCCGACGACCACCCAGAUGGCGACCUGAACCUUGUUCACUGUGCGGAACUAUUCCAGUGA